Molecule: messenger RNA, 1894 nt
Organism: Chara braunii
Lineage: Eukaryota; Viridiplantae; Streptophyta; Charophyceae; Charales; Characeae
Source: the annotation of a GenBank genome assembly
ACACGUUGAUCACGAAGGAGAGGGAAGACGAACCUCCUUCCCUCCAUGACCUUUUUCCACGGGCGAUGGCGAAAGCGGGCUCCGAGGUGCGAAUGGUGGCAGCGAUGGCGCGAAAGCUGAUGAUCGAAUCGGAUGGUGUGAAGACGAAGGCGCCGCUGGGCGGUAGCGCGCUGGACUGUCUCCCUAGGCGAAGCAAGCCUAGCCUACCGGUCGUGCAAAUUUCACACUCGUGGCGCUGUACAGCUUGCGCGCGUACCGGGGGCAGCAGCGCAGCAAUUUCGCACCCGUCGCGCUGUGAUCGGGUUCGAAAACAGGCAGCUUGCGCGCGAACCGGCGGUGGCAGCGCAGGAGUUUCACACUCGUCGCGCUGUGAUCGGGUUCGAAAACAGACAGCUUGCGCGCGAACCGGCGGUGGCAGCGCAGCAGUUUCGCACACGUUCUGUGAUCGGUUUGGAGAGGGGAUAGCCUGCGCGCGAACCGGCGGAAGCAGUGCAGCAGGCGGGUGGAGGAGACCGGGAGCUGUCGGAACGCGGGUUCGAAAACAGGCAGCUUGCGCGCGAGCCGGCGGUGGCAGCGCAGCAGUUUCGCACUCGUCGCGCUGUGAUCGGGUUCGAAAGCAGACAGCUUGCGCGCGAACUGGCGGCAGCAGCGCAGCAGUUUCGCACUCGUCGCGCUGUGAUCGGCUUGGAAAGCGGAUAGCUUGCGCGCGAACCGGCGGAAGCAGUGGAGCAGGCGGGUGGGGGAGAGCGGGAGCUGUCGGAACGCCACGGCAGGCGUCACAGCGGCGGCGGGAAUCGAUCCGAUCACCUUCCGCGAAGGAGGUCGGGGAUGGGCGGAGGGCUGUGCGUCGGAUCUCUUUUCGGCAGCUGUGUGACAGGCACAUGCACAUAGCCAGCCGGUGCGACAGCGACUGCGGGGGACGAUGGGGUGUACGACGCGCGAGCGGCACGACUACGGGUAGCAAUGAACAUGUCGUGAUGGACGACAACGACGACGAGGAGAAGACGGAGGAUGGUUCUGAAGACAACCACGUUAAUCGGGAUUGGGAUGGGGAUGUUCCGGUGAACACAGACAUGCAAGGAGAUGAGGCCCGGGAGCCAUGGCGGGUAAGCUCAUGGCGGGAAAGACAGGAGAAAGGUGCGGAGGAAGACGGAGGAGGGAGAAAGAGAGAGGGCAAGGCUCUGCGAAUAGAAAAAGAGAGGGAGAUUAAGAGUACAUCAAGGGGAAUUAUUGCAUCUCAACAGCGUGAAUCUGUGACGAAGUAUGCUCGGCGGGCUAUGGAAGAGUCUGUUCCUCCCGAAGGCUACGUGCUUCUGUUGUCCUGCGUUGUUGGUCUGAUGACCGGCGCUGCCGUCGUCGUUUUCAACGACAUGGUGCACGGAAUCCAUCACUUGCUGUGGUCAGGGGCUGGAGGUGAGAGUGCUUCUUGGCUCAGAUCCCAACCGAUCGCAGCCACCUGGGAACGGGUGGUCCUUAUUCCCGUGGGAGGCGGGAUUCUUGUCGGGCAGCUCAAUGCAUUGAGGACGUACCUGGACGAGAUGAGCGUCAGGUACGUGAGGCUUCCUGGGCUCGACCGCGACUCGGAGUCCCCUCCUCUCUUGAAUAUCAACGCCUUACUGCAGAUCGCCCAACCAGUCCUAAAGGCCCUUGCUGCGUCUGUAACACUUGGGACUGGGAAUUCGCUGGGCCCAGAAGGACCAAGCGUAGAGAUCGGUGCCUCGUUGGGUUCCAGUGUUGGCAAGGUCCUCAAGAACAGCCGAGAGAGAACUCUAGCAUUCAUCGCCUCCGGGUCAGCUGCUGGCAUAGCUUCAGGCACUGUGGCCAAAGAGAAUCAACUUAAGUGAGAAAAAGGAGGGAUCACGAACAAAACAUGAGAUAAAUGCAUAAAGGAUGU